ACCGCGGAAACCAAAUAAGAGUCCAAAAAUCCGGUUUUUAAGCUUCCAAGUUUUCUUCUUCUUUUCUCCGUCGUCUCUGUGCAGCGGUGAUUGAUUCGAUUUCGAAGCCCUAAAAACCAAAUUCAGCAAUAUAGCAGCUCGCAUGACGAAUCGUGGCAGGUUUAUCCCCUGGUGAUUUUUAUCAUUAAUUGUGUCCGUAAUCCAUGGCGAGCUUUGAGGGGAGAGUUACAUAUUCUUCACUUUCUAAGCUAGAAAAAGAGAACACCGAAUCCCAUUUUGAUGAUGACUCCAGUGAGGGUGGAUGGGCUGUGGCGGAAGGCCGUGUUUCUUAUCCAUCAGUUUUGAAGCCGUCGAACCAAGAGUAUUCGUACCAACUUCCUCACGAAUCUGAAGAUUUUAUUGACGAUGUGUUUGAUUCAAGUGAGGAUUCCGGUAACUUCGCGCCUGCUAAUAUGCCCCCGGAGGUGAACUUGAAGAAUGUGCUUAAUGGGAUAUUUGCCAUUAUAACUGGGCAAAAUAAAUCUGCAACCGUUCUUGCGAACAAGUUGUUACCCUGUUCUAAUGUUUCGUUUCUUGGCUCUAGCAAGAAUGGAGAAACCUGCUUACACUCAUCAGUUUACAUACCUAGUGCUCCGCCCCUUCUCGAGGCCAGCGGAAUAAAUUAUAGUGCUUACAAAGAGGUGUUGGAGGCCGAACCCCCUGAGUGGCUUCCUGAUAGUGCUACCACGGUUUGCAUGCAGUGCACUGCUCCUUUCACGGUGAUUACUCGUGGAAGGCACCAUUGUCGGUUCUGUGGGGGCAUCUUCUGCAGAUCAUGUUCUAAAGGAAGGUGCUUGAUGCCCAUCAAGUUUAGGGAGAGGAAUCCUCAGAGGGUUUGUGAUGCUUGUUAUGACAGGCUUGAUCCUCUACAGAGCAUUCUUAUUAACAGUGUUAGCAAUGCUGCGCAAGUUGCGAAGCAUGAUGUGAUGGAUUGGACGUGUACAAGAGGUUGGCUGAAUCUUCCUGUUGGUUUGUCCAUGGAACAUGAGAUAUACAAAGCAUCCAAUACACUGAGAACUUACUGCCAGAUUUCUAGACUGAAUUCUGAGAGGUCCAUACCAUCAGCAGUUUUAAAAGGAGCCAGAGGCCUGGCAAUUCUAACGGUUGUCAAAGCUGGUGUUGUUGUUGCUUACAAACUUGGCACUGGUUUGGUCAUCGCUAGAAGGGCAGAUGGAUCAUGGUCUGCACCGUCAGCCAUAUCGUCUAUUGGCUUAGGAUGGGGUGCUCAGAUUGGAGGUGAACUUAUGGACUUCAUCAUUGUUCUUCAUAAUUCGGAAGCUGUGAAGACUUUUUGUAGUCGCAUGCAUUUCUCCCUUGGUGCGGGAUGCAGUGCUGCUGCAGGACCUAUUGGAAGAGUGGUGGAAGCAGAUCUUCGUGCCGGAGAUAGAGGUUCAGGAAUGUGCUACACUUACAGUUGUAGCAAAGGUGCAUUUGUGGGAGUCUCGUUGGAAGGGAACAUUGUCGCGACGAGGAUGGAUGCUAAUCUACGAUUCUAUGGUGAUCCUUACCUCACCACGACCGAUAUACUACUUGGGACAGUGGAAAGGCCAAAGGCUGCUGGGCCCUUGUAUGCUGCUCUUGAAGAUCUAUAUGCCAGUUUACGGCAUUAGUUUCCGUUGCCCUCUUUGUAUAUAGUAGCAUCUCUCUGUUGCACCUGAAGCGUCUUAAAGACUACUCCCCGUCUUCCUCGGUUCAGCUGCAUGCAAUGCUGUUUCAAAUGUGAAUUUCUAGUGUUUGAUUUUAUAAUUGUACAGUACAAAAUACAAGUUCAUUCAUGUUUGUUAAUAUUUAUCAGUUUGAAGGGAAAACGCAGAUCCAGUCUAGUUUUAUUGCAUUUUAUGGACGCACAUUCGUACAUAUUAGAACAAUAAGGUUUGUCUUCUGGAUAAAUGAUUAAACCGAUCAUAUUAAUGUCA
Messenger RNA from Morus notabilis, 1955 nucleotides. RefSeq lists its product as uncharacterized. The coding region runs from base 204 to 1649 and encodes 481 amino acids. The transcript is spliced from 5 exons. The record is from RefSeq and is a predicted model, not a curated record. Gene Ontology annotation, molecular function: metal ion binding; phosphatidylinositol binding. NCBI's taxonomy places the organism in Eukaryota, Viridiplantae, Streptophyta, Magnoliopsida, Rosales, Moraceae.